Molecule: messenger RNA, 1035 nt
Organism: Pipistrellus nathusii (Nathusius's pipistrelle)
Lineage: Eukaryota; Metazoa; Chordata; Mammalia; Chiroptera; Vespertilionidae
Source: the annotation of a GenBank genome assembly
AUGCCGCGCGUCUACAUAGGGCGCCUCAGCUACCACGUCCGGGAGAAGGACAUCCAGCGCUUUUUCAGCGGCUACGGCCGCCUCCUCGAGAUAGACCUCAAAAAUGGGUACGGCUUCGUGGAGUUCGAGGACUCCCGCGACGCCGACGACGCCGUUUACGAGCUGAACGGCAAGGACCUGUGCGGCGAGCGCGUGAUCGUGGAGCACGCCCGCGGCCCGCGCCGCGACCGCGACGGCUACAGCUACGGAAGCCGCAGUGGUGGAGGUGGGUACAGCAGUCGGAGAACUUCUGGCAGAGACAAAUAUGGACCACCUGUUCGAACAGAAUUCAGGCUUAUUGUAGAAAAUCUUUCUAGUCGCUGCAGUUGGCAAGAUUUAAAGGAUUUCAUGAGACAAGCAGGUGAAGUAACCUAUGCGGAUGCUCACAAAGAACGCACAAAUGAAGGAGUUAUUGAGUUUCGCUCCUACUCUGAUAUGAAACGGGCGUUGGAUAAACUAGAUGGUACAGAAAUAAAUGGCAGAAAUAUUAGGCUCAUUGAAGAUAAAGCACGAUCGAGCCAUAGGCGGUCUUACUCUGGAAGCAGAUCAAGGUCACGUUCUAGAAGGAGAUCACGAAGUAGGAGUCGCAGGAGCAGCCGCAGUAGAUCUCGAAGUGUCUCAAAAAGCCGCUCCCGAUCCAGGUCUCGGAGCAAAGGUCGAUCACGCUCUCGGUCCAAAGGCAGGAAAUCAAGAUCAAAGAGCAAAUCAAAGCCCAAGUCUGAUCGAGGCUCCCGUUCACGCUCUCGGAGCAGGUCUAAGGAGUAUGAGAAAUCUCGGAGCAGGUCUCGUUCUCGAUCCCGUUCCCCCAAAGAAAAUGGAAAAGGUGAUAUAAAGUCAAAGUCUAGAUCGAGGAGCCAGUCUCGUUCCAAAUCUCCCCCACCUGCUCCUCCCUCAAAGGCUCAUUCUGUGUCCCCUCCACCAAAAAGAGCUUCCAGAUCUCGUUCUAGAUCUCACUCAAAGUCAAGGUCACGGUCCAGAUCAAGUUCCAGAGAUUAA